Molecule: messenger RNA, 2172 nt
Organism: Anneissia japonica
Lineage: Eukaryota; Metazoa; Echinodermata; Crinoidea; Comatulida; Comatulidae
Product: gamma-butyrobetaine dioxygenase-like
Exons: 7
Coding region: 119-1423 (434 amino acids)
Biological process (GO): carnitine biosynthetic process
Cellular component (GO): mitochondrion
Molecular function (GO): oxidoreductase activity
Source: RefSeq, a predicted model, not a curated record
GCUAUCUCACCCCCUAAAUUGUAUUAAGAAAAUAUAUAUUCAAUAUUUGCUUAGGUCUGUCAACAAUUCUAAGAGUUUCCUUGGAACGUCAUUGCAUGAGAUCACUCUCUCGUAAACUAUGGCAAAGGCACUUCAAGUUUUGAGAUCAACUGGCCUUCUGACAAAACAUUUUGUUAGGCUGAGUUUUAAUUUGGAUAGAAAGAGUUAUGGGUAUAGAAACUUAUCGACGUCUUUGUGCAUUCAAUCUGGACACGGACCUCGCUUUCCUUCAGCAGGCUUGGAUGGCAAAAAUAAAUGGCUGAAUCUUAAGUUGGACGGAGAACAGUCCAAGAAGUACCCUUAUGUUUGGCUUAGAGAUAACUGCAGAUGCAGAGAGUGCUACCAUGAGUUAUCAUCGCAGAGGCUUUUGCAGUUCAGCGACUUAGAUAUUGAUGUUGAAGCAAACAACAUACAUUUUACUGACGACGGCACUGCUGUUAUCGAUUGGUCUGAUGGACAUAAAGGAAUAUACCCAUUAUCAUUUCUUGAAGGAGAAAAAUUCCCCGCUUUCUCGGAUCCUUUACGUCAGUUAAAUAAGGAGUUGUGGGGGAGUGAGUUACAGGGAGCAAUACCUACUUUUCAGUUUUCUGAUGUAAUGACGAAUGAUGACGCGUUGUUGGGAUGGUUGACUGUGUUGCACACUAAGGGGGUCGCAAUUUUACAAAAUGCAGAUACUGCGCCGACCGAAGUUAAAAAGAUCGGCGAUCGAGUGGCGUACUUGAGAAAAACUUACUAUGGAGAAACACUUCAAGUGAUGAGCAAGCAUGAUCCCAACAACAUCGCCUUCACAGACACAGCUAUAGACUUCCACACCGAUAUCUGUGCUAUGAAAAGUCAGCCUGGUUUGCUGAUGCUUCAUUGCAUUAAGCAGUCAACGGAAGGUGGCGACAAUCAUCUUGUUGAUACAUUCAAAGUCAUAGAAGACUUGAAGAAAGAGGAACCAGAGGUGCACAGCAUUCUGAGUAGUACUCUCUUUGAAUUUACGGACAUCGGUACAGACUUCAACGAUUUUCACUUUAGAGUCUCCAAGCCAGCUAUUAGCUAUGGACACGAAGGGAACAUUAACCAAGUGAAUAUUCAUUUUGGACGUCAUCACAGUAUGAAUGUACCUCCUGAACAAGUUUAUCCAGUGUACAGCGCCCUCAAGGUUUUCUUUCGCUACCUUUAUAGCGAGGAAAACCUUGUGAAACUUCGACUCUCUCCAGGAGAGAUUCUCUGCAUGGACAACAGACGAUUGGCUCACGCGCGCACGAAGUAUUCUAUUGAUCCAACCAUUGAAGGUGUACAACGCCAUCUCGAGGGAGGAUACAUGGACUGGGAUGAACUGAGCUCGUUCUAUCGUGUUUUGCUUGAAAGGAAGAAGAAAAAAGAGAAUUCUAAUUAAACUGUAUUAUUCAGUUUUCCACGUUCAUAGUUAAUUUGCAUGAUGUUUUUCAACAGUCUUGUUUGUAAAAUCCAUGUACCGUAAUUUAAAUUAGAUAUGUUCGUCAAAUAUUCCGAAAGUUAAGGCUAUAUCAUCUUAAUGCGUUACAUAUGUGUUUUGUUUGUAAAGAAUAAUAUAAUCGAAAGUUCAAAUUUAGGAAGAAUUCAAUUAGUUGCCAUCUUUAUGAUUACUGUAAUUGGUAUAUACUUCUUCAACAACCUUAGUCACAGGGCUAACAUAAUCGCCUGCCCAGGGAACAGUGGCCUGCCCGACGUCCCGAGGCAACCAAAUUCUGCGUCGGGCAACCAAAAAUAGGGUGCGUCCCGACGAGCAACCUCUUAAAAUCUCUGAAAAAGUACACCAAAGAUAGGCCUCGUAGCGACUAGGAAAGAACGUACGAUCGAAUACCGGACUGUCGAUAAUGUGUAUGGUUUUUUGUAGUAAACUCUGUGGGAAUUCGGUGGUGUGGAGUCAAACCACAGACGUACGACCGCCAGCUACUCAAUACAGCAAUACAUGUUUUUGUGUACAGUCGGCCGUGUGAGACAUGGUUGGUAUACGUUUCGUAAAGCGUGAUUAGUGUCCAAUAAAUUUGUUUUCAUACUUCUUUCUACUCUGAUUUUAUCAUCCAUUAUAAAAUAAUGGAAUUUCAUUUAUGACUAGUUACUAUAAUGUAACUGUAUUAUUUGAAAUAAAGAAUUAGUUAUAUU